This is a messenger RNA of Akanthomyces muscarius, 2394 nucleotides long. RefSeq lists its product as uncharacterized. NCBI's taxonomy places the organism in Eukaryota, Fungi, Ascomycota, Sordariomycetes, Hypocreales, Cordycipitaceae. Gene Ontology annotation, molecular function: nucleic acid binding. The transcript is spliced from 9 exons. The record is from RefSeq and is a predicted model, not a curated record. Bases 1 to 2394 code for a protein of 797 amino acids. Gene Ontology annotation, biological process: galactose metabolic process.
AUGGGGCUAAGAACUUCUAAAGUUCUACUAAACGCCACAGCCGUGGGAGGGCGGCCGCUCGAACAAGAUCCCAGAACUUUUGAACCUGCGUCAAGUAUUUCUGCUUGGAGCGACAACCUGAACCUCGUCGCCCGCAUUCUGUCAAAUCGACAGAGCCUCGGUGUGUACGACCUGGACUCUGGUAAUUUUUUGUUUUCGCAAACUUUACUGCGGGACGAAUAUCUGCCUGGUUUUCUGCCGCCACCCAUUACUUAUACCCCCCUUUACGAGCGCAAACGCCCGCUAGAGCAAACAACUCCCGAUUUCGAGACGCAUUUCUUCCUACCGAUGGGUCCUACACAACGAUCUCUUGCGACUGACCCUGUGGUUGUCGUAGGCGCAUCCCACGCACCAAACCCGGCAGCCAUGUCGCUGAAGCAGUCGGGCGCAGUCCCUAACGUCGAUGCAGCUGCUGCAUCGCUGAGCAAACUCAAUCUGGACUCGGCCGCCGACAAGCUGCCGACUAUUCAGAGAAUCGACUCCAACUCCGACUCAGGGACUAAGCCUCCCAGUCUCGACGGCAAAAGUAUCACAUCCGGAACUACAUUCGCGCUGGACGAAAAGGAGUCUCUUCGUCCCGAUGACAGUGCGAGUGUGCAAGCUGCAGCCGAGGACGACGAUGCUGCAUCUCUUGUAGCGGGGUCGCGUUUGGGGUCAGAAGCGGCUGCUAAAGCUAGAGCUCGGCCUGCCAUUGCCAUGGGGAGCCACGCUGGUAUUCUCACACCGCAGAGCACAUCCUCUGAGCAGCAGGUAGAGAAUGGCGCACCACUUCAGCUGAAUGGUGAGGCUGGAUCGUCGGAUGCGCUGAACGUCAUCUAUCGUCAAGCACCAGAUGAGAAGCUUCUUGAGGCGCUCAACUCGCUGCGUGAUCGCUACUUCUUACUGCGACUCGAAAAAGAGGUUAUUGAUUUCGUUGAGAACUCCAAGGAGCCUUACAUGGAUCUACCGCCAUCGAACUCGUUCUGCAGAAUGUUGACGCACAAUCUGGCAGACUACUACCAUAUGACGCACUCUUACGAAGCGCACAUCGGGGCUGUUCGCAUUUUCCGAACCCCGUUCUGUCGUGUUCCAACGUCACUAGCGUCAAUGGUGCCACAGCCGACACCCUCGACCAGUAGCACGCCGCCGCCUGCAGUCUUGCCGCGGAAAAUUAUGCGGCGUGGACAAGAAGGUGACAGUGCUGGAGCCAGCGCUAGUCCGUCCAAACCCGGUUCAGAAGCUGGCAGCGAUCUGAAGCAGCCUGCUAACCAAAAACUUUCUCGAGAGCAACGUGAAGAAGCGUACAAGGCCGCUAGAGAACGAAUUUUUGGAAGCUCAGACGAUAGUUCCGCAGUGGACAAUGACACAGAAAACCUCAUGUCGAGGACAAGUUCCGCGUCUGCGAACAGGUCAAAUCUGGGCAAGCGUGGCAAGACAACCAAGCAGCGCCGCGACUCGGACGGCUUCGACUCCCGACACCAGUACCAACCGUACUGGGGACCUCAACAGCAGACAUGGGUGCCGCAACCACAGGCGCAGUACGGGCCGCCGGGUGUGCAGUAUCACGCGGCGGGACCUUCUAAUUACCAGGUUGCGCCGCACUACACGCAACAAGCGCCAAUGUAUGGUCAGGCGCCUGCCAUGCCACCCAAUGCCGGAUAUCCUGCCUAUUCUGCGGGACAGUAUCCUCCUGGAGGAAGCCCUGUAGUGUAUGCACCACAGGCUCAAAUGCCCUCAAAUACGCCGCCUCAUGGGUGGCAGCCCGCUUACAAUACACCUGUGCCCUACCCGCCGCAGGGUCCUCCACCACCAGGACCACCGCAGGCUCCGAACCAAAGUCCUGGUCCGACCCAUGGUCCUGGUGGCAUCCCUUACCCUUUUGGGCAAUUGCCUGCUAAUGUCAACCCGCAUGACCCCAAAAGCCAACAUCCCAUUCCAGGUAGCUACAACCGAAACCACGCCUUCAACCCCAAGACGCAAUCGUUUAGCCCCGGAGUGCCCAUGCCACCGGUCCACGCUCCUCAGCCGCCGUUUACUGCACCUGGAUCGCACCAUAGCAGUCCUCAAAUCGGCACACCACCUCAUUUGGCUUAUACAGGCCAUCAACCCCAAAUGCAUCCACCGCCAUAUGGUGGCGCUUAUGGCAUGGCCAGACAAGGCUCCAAUAAUUCGAUACCAUCUUAUCAUGGUCCUCCUCAUGGCACACCUCCCCAUGUUGCCAUGCAGCCUCCUCAGCAUCUGGUUCAGCAACCGCCAAUGCCUGUCAACAGCAGACCACCACCUCACGGACCGGGGCCCAAUGGCCAGAUGUAUAGCCACCUGCCCACGUACGGAAAUCCCGCGACGUUACCUCAGAAGCCAAACGCCGGCAUUUAG